AUGGCAGAACCAUCCCUCCCCAAACAAACACUAAACGUGCUCGCCAACUCAUUCACCCCCCUGAACAACAUCAAGCAAGGCGUCAAAAAAGUCACAUCCAAAAUAGAAGCCUUACCAAAAAAGGGAAUAAAGCGCAAAUCCAAAUCCGCCAAACAAUCUCAACCACCCACAUCAGACGAGGACAACAACUCCAAAAAACCACGCCAACCGCCCUCCCGCGCAUCCGGCGGAAUCCCCUCCCCCUCAACCCGCUACCUCACCCAAUCUCUCCCACCACCCACCCUCCUCCCCAACCCUCGUCGCAUCCUCGUCAUCCUCGACCUCAACGGCACUCUCCUCUACAGACCCUCACGCCGGCGCCCAUCCACAUUCAUCGAACGCCCUCACGCGCGGGCCUUUCUAAAAUACUGCCUCGACACAUUCUACCUCGCAAUAUGGUCGUCCGCACGUCCCCAAAACGUGAACAACAUGGUCGCCCAGCUUCUCACGCCAGAAGAACGCGACAAGUGUCUCAUCAUAUGGGCCCGAGACCGCUUCGGCCUCUCGCAGCAGGACUACGAUACCAGAGUCCAGGUCUACAAACGGCUGUCCCUGGUGUGGGACGACCCGCAGGUCAGAGCAUCGCAUCCCGACGCCAAAACCGGCGGACGCUGGGACCAGUCUAACACGGUGCUGGUGGAUGACUCUCGUGAGAAGGGGAGAGGUGAGCCGCAUAAUAUUCUGCCUAUACCCGAGUUCUCUGGGUCGCAGGGGGAGCCGCCGAAUGUGUUGCCCCAGGUUCAUGACUACUUGAAUGCCUUGUGCCUCCAGGCCGAUAUUAGCAGGUACAUGCGCGAGAAUCCGUUUGCUCUGAACUCCGAAUAUACAUUGCCUGCGGCUUCCUGCUAG
Pochonia chlamydosporia 170 is the source of this 888-nucleotide messenger RNA. Its product is annotated as NLI interacting factor. Lineage: Eukaryota; Fungi; Ascomycota; Sordariomycetes; Hypocreales; Clavicipitaceae. The record is from RefSeq and is a predicted model, not a curated record. Gene Ontology annotation, molecular function: phosphoprotein phosphatase activity. The coding region runs from base 1 to 888 and encodes 295 amino acids. The transcript has 2 exons.